Exophiala spinifera is the source of this 1089-nucleotide messenger RNA. RefSeq lists its product as uncharacterized. Bases 1 to 1089 code for a protein of 362 amino acids. The record is from RefSeq and is a predicted model, not a curated record. NCBI's taxonomy places the organism in Eukaryota, Fungi, Ascomycota, Eurotiomycetes, Chaetothyriales, Herpotrichiellaceae. The transcript has a single exon.
AUGCAACCAGCGUGGGUGACCAGUUCAUCGCCCUCCGCAACUCCAUUGCCUUCAACUUCACCCUACAGACAGACAACUCUCCUCAGUCUGCCGCCCGAGGUGAGGAAUUUGAUCUACCGCUACGCUUUCCAACAAGAUGAGCCCUUGCGACUACGAUGUCCGUCGCAACGACGGCUACGCCCAUCGCGACCGCCCAAGGACGACACCCGGGCAUUUCUGGAUUCCUGCCACCUCGUCCGCUCUGAAGCCCUGUGCUUGUACUACAGUCUCAACUCGCUUGUUUUCCGCUCAACACAACACUUGCUUUCGUUUAUAGCCGAUACGGGAAUUCACCCAUGCAUCAAAUCGUCUCUCGCGCAUGUCGCUGUCGAUUUUGGCGAUGCGACCGACUCCGACGCGUUUCUCAAAGACCACAUUAUUCUUGUCGACACAUGCGUGGGCAGUCUCCCCCGUCUAAAGGCUUUGGAAACCCGCUUCUACGCGCGCACGAUGGACGCAUGCUCCUUGCAGCAUUUCCAGACUCUCGCCCUCGCCCUGGACGGUCUUGAUGCCGAGAUGAACGCCCCGCCGUCGCCGAGAUCAUCUCGCUCGUCGCGCAGGAGCUCCCGGCAAAGUUCCGUGUCAAGUCAUCGCGCGUCGUCACCUGUCUCCGAGGCCAGCAGCAUCUGUUCCACUCCGAUGGAACUGGUUUGUGAGCCUGAGUCGAUCGAACCCGAACAAGACCAACCCGAGCCAGAAUUCGACAUGUCGGCUAUCCAAGCCGAGGUUCUGGAACAGUAUUGUUUCACCCCUUCGGCAGCGGUGGCGUUUGCCUCGUCCAAGCUCAAAUUCUCUGUCGCCGCGUCCUCGCACGAAUAUCCCGGCGCCAAGCACGACAAACUAAUAUGCUACAACCUGCGCAUCAGCGCCGACGGGGUCCGCAGCGCCCUCGGCGACGCGAAGGAGGCUGUCCAACAGCGCUUGACGCGAGUCGGCAUGCUUCCUCGACGGCUGAGUGAAAUGUACGACGUCAGUGCCGACGGCGGUUUUCACCAACGCGUACGCGCCACCAUCGCCUCUUGUGCCAGAAUUGAUGUCGGCGUGUCGUGA